AUCUCAACAAAAUAUCGAGAAGACGAUUUGUGUUCAAUGUACGAAUGUAGUGUUUCAAAGAUCCAUAAUUAGAGUUAAAGGUUUUUAUUCAAGUUUUUGUGAUAUUUAUAAGUGGUAAUAAAAUAUAAGAAGUGUUAAAAGUAUGAAUUUGUUAGUACUUUGAAAGUGAACAAACACACUGAUUUCUCGAAAGUUACAACUCUACGUAUAUGUCAAUUCCAAGAAAUUUGGUAUUUUCAGAAAUGGUGCAUCAUAGAACAAUUUGAAAAACCCCAAAAUAAAUAACUAUGUAUAUAAUGUACGUAGGAACAUUGUUGUUAAUUUUAAUUGUUACUAAAAUUGAAGCUAUUCGUGAGAAAGGUCAUGAUAAACAAAAUCAUCCCACCGGAUGUUUUAGUCUAGGAAAUUACGGCUACACUCUCCCUGCGGGCGAUGUAAUAUUACGUUAUGGAGAGCCAUUAAAUCUUACAUGUACUUUGUUCAACAGUACAAUAGAACGAUGGCGGAAAAAUAAUGGAUAUGAGUUAUCAAGCGCUGAUUUAUAUUUUUAUCGAAAUUACAAAAAUAUAUACCCUAAUAAUGAAUAUGAUCUAAACAACAAAAGGGCGGAAAAGGUUGAAAUUAUAAAUGAAACUAGUAUUCGUCUUUAUAUUGAAAAGCCUGAUUUGGCUGAAAGAGAUGUAAUUUUCUGCCAUUUCAAUGAUUCUGUUCCGAAACAGUAUUCAGUGUGUACGAAUGUUGUGGCAGUUGGAGUACCACCUCAAAAAGUCACAGAUUUUUCAUGUAUGGCAAUAAACUUUGAAAAACUUAUUUGUACGUGGACGGCUCCAGAAAAUUACGUGAGAACUCAAUACGAGGUUCGGUACAAAUUCAAAUCAAACCAUACAACAGAUCAUAACAAGAACAAUCUGCAGAGGCACCAUCACAAAAAAAAAUCUGCUUUGUUAACAAGUUUUGUAUGUCCCUCCAACACAACAGAUGAUUCCAUUAUUUCGAAUAUGAGUUGUGAGUUGUCUUUGUAUACAACCCCUCAAUAUCGGCAGUCUAAACGUCAUUAUACAUUCAAGCUUCGAGCAAAUAACACUUUUGGAGAAAUCGAACAAGUGUACGAAUUUGACCAUUAUAAACGUAUGCGUCCUCAUCCAGUAGAAAAUUUGCGUGCUCAAGCCACUUCUCCUCAUUCUAUUCUAUUGACAUGGAUGUACACCGCAAAAGUAGAUGCGUUUCCAGAACGUGUAGAAGGAAAAAUUUUGUACAAAUGUGAAUUCUGUAACGACUCUUGGGUUUUGGAUAAUAAUACUUUCGUAUCAGAAACUUUCAAGAAGAAAAUUACCAGAUACGAGCUAAAAAAUUUGCGAUACGCCCAUGCUUUAUACGAUAUACGAGUCAGUAUAAAACCAAUAGAAGCCGAUGAAGAUAUGUGGUCUAAUUACACCGUUGUAACUAAAAGAACUGAAAGUAAAGUACCCGACCGUUCCCCUUCAGUAACCCAAGGAUCCUUCCAAGUGAUCAAUCUUAAUAAUGAAUAUAACAGGGACGUUUACGUUUACUUCCAAUCCUUGAAGGAAUCUGAACAAAAUGGUCAAAAUUUUACCUACGAGGUUGAUAUUAAACCCAAUGCAACUAUGGUGGAAUUAACAAAAACGUUCGUUAAAUUUGAGAAGCUUCAUGAAGAUCAGGAGUACGUUGUUCGGGUUUGGUCCAAGAAUGAAAUUGGUAGAUCCUACUGGCCCUCCAGAGUAGUCAUUCCAAAGAAUUCUAUACCUGAGCCUUCUCAAUUGAUCAAAAUUGGUCAUGGUUAUAACUCGUACAAAUUACAAUGGGAGGCACCGAAAGUCAACCAACCUAUAACUAAUUAUACAUUGUUUUGGUGUAUGAAUGACAGAGAUAGGCCCUACCAGUGCACAGGCUAUCUCAAUUGGACUAUAGUAUCAAAUGCAACCCGUCAAUUUGAAACAACAUUGACCAAUGAUACUUAUCAAUUUGCAAUAGCUGCGAAUACAGAAAAUGGUAGUAGUGGUAUGAGAUGGGCGGAAUGCACAGUUCUGAACAACGGAACACUCGGUAAAAUAAGAAAUAUUUGGAUAAAUAGCGUCGGACCAAACUUCAUCGAAUUGAGAUGGAAAUUGGAUUGCUCAGAUAUCAUAAGUGAGGUUAUAGGUUAUGUAAUAUACUAUUGUAAAACCCCCGAUCGGAUUCUACCAGAAACGGGAUGUGGUAAAGAUGAAAUAAAAAAUUUCACCGUACCUGGCGACUUGAAACUCCAAUCAGCCACGUUACCUAAUCUUGAACCCUACACUUCAUAUGAAUUAGCUUUAAGCAUAAAAAGUACUAAUUCUCUUAGUCCACGCAGUUUAUUUAUACGGAAUGUAACCUCGGAUAGCGCACCAUCAACGCCUCCUAAAAUCACAAACAUAACAGUUACUAACGCUUCUAUUAGUCUGGAAUGGACACCUCCAGAAAAAGCGAAUGGUCGUAUCAUCAAGUAUGUGAUAUAUUACAACGAUAACAAACUUGAGACAAAACCCGAUACCAAAAAAACUAUUGAAGGUUUGGAAAGCUACAAGAAUUACACAAUAAGCAUGAAGGCGUGCAAUCAGUUCUGUUCAAAUGAAACCAUUAAACGUACAGUAACUACUAGAAUGGGAACUCCAGCCAAAAUAGGCAGACCAUUUGUACUUCCAACUAAUGACAGUUCUGGUACUAUGAAUAAUAUUAUUAGUUGGGAUAAACCGAAUCCCCCUAGAGGUGAAUUGGACUACUAUCAAUUGAAAAUUACGGGCACCAAUAUAGAUUCAGAAGAAAUAACCAAUUUCACUAAUGCAGACAAUUAUACAAUUCAAAACUGCAGGGAGGCUGGAUAUUCAUUCUCUGUAUAUCUUCGAGCUGUGAAUAUUAUAGAUGGAGAACAUUGGCCAGGACCAUGGAGUGAUCCUUUGCAAAUAUCAUGUUACAAAUCAUCUUGGUAUAUUAUGGUUAUUCUUUUCGUAGCGAUUCUCACUUUUGUGAUGAUUUGUAUCGGCUGUAGAAGAUUAUACAUUUGUUGGAGCAUAGCACGACACGUUGAGAUAAAACUACCACCCGGCUUAGCUCCGGCAGUGGAACAUCCUGAAAAGAACUCUGAUAUCAUAGACAGAAACUUUGAUCAUGACCCAGACGAGGAACUUCUCCUAGAACGGAUGAUCGAAAAAUACCAUGCUGGCGAUUCUAGUGGAUGCAGUUCAGGUCAAGUAAGCAUUACUUCUUCAGUCGAAUCCACCCAUUUAUCAGUAGAUUCUGGAACUGAUCAACCAAGAAACGUUGCUGAUGAUAAUAAAGAAAAUUCAUUGAGACAGAGGAAUGUUUCCCUUAAAGGAUACGUAAUGCAUGAUGCUGCACCUGUGGUAAAUCGAGCAACAAAACCAGUUGCGACCCCACCUGGAAACUACUGCUUAAUUGGAGUAGAUCCAUCAACAAAAUCGCCCAUAGAUAGCCCUUACGUCACGAUUAAUGAUCUAGAUCAGAGUAUUUCUCCAUAUAUAGCUAUUGAUCAACCAUCAAGUGCACCUCCUCCGUACACCAUGACAGAUAUCUUUAAAGUACCAAACCCGGGAUACGUGCCAUUUUCCCCCAAAGAACCAGCGAGUAAAAAUACCGGUUAUGUAGUCGCUGGCGACUUAACAUCUGUCCCCGUUCCUGAUGCUAAGACGGAUUACUUGGUGAUGGAUACACAAGUGGGAUUAAAACCCACGACAGUGUGGCAGCAGCCCUCUAUAAUAGAGCCUUCUCUUACUAAAUCCGGGUAUGUUACAGUAGGAGAUGCACCCCCGCCAUUAUCCGUUAAGGAUCCUAAAGGAUAUGUGUCUCAUAGACAAUUUGAAUCUAAAGCCUUGAAAGAAGACUAAUUAGUGUUGCAAUAAACUAGAUUGUUAUUUUAAUAAUUUUAUUUAGCCGUAAAAUAAUUAUGUUAAUUUUGUUAAGAAUAUUAAUGGAGGUAUGUUUUUGUUUCAAUUGUUGAAUGAGUACGUAUGUUUUAAAAUAAUGACAGUAACUUACUAUAAAAGUGAAAUACAUAUCAGAGAAACAAAUAUAGUUAUAGGUUAUUAUUAAUCCGAAUAAGUUUGUCAUUAAAUCUCAAGAAUUUUUACUUUUUGGUGACAAAAGGAAACAAAUUUGAUUUCAUGAUCUGUAGUAAAAAUCAAAAUUAUAAAGUUUUUACAAAUUUUAUCAACAAAUCAAUAUUUUACAUGCUUAUAAUGGAAUAAAUUAUAUAAAGUAUAUCAUCCGCCACAAAAAUAAGAGUCACUGGAGACUACUUUUCAGCUCUUGGUAUAUCUAAAAGAGUUGACCAUUAUUAUUGGUGGUCUUAAAUGGACAUGUUGGUGCAAUGUAGGAGUCAAAAGGACCUAAAGCGAAAUAAGUACUCUAACACAGAACUAAAAUUACGCUGUAAUUCGUCAGAGUUUCACACGUUCUGUAAAAUACAACUUUACUAUUUCGAAUACUGUUUACUACCACUACUCCCAACACUCACAAUUACUCUGUCUGGCCUUAGUAGUGGUAAUUAACAUGAAACAGUCAUGGAUAUAUCAACUAAUAGAUACAAGUCAGACCAAAAGUAAUCUGGAAUGUAAAAUUAGAGAUAAUCCUGUUUAUUAUGAAUAUAUUGUUAAUAUUUGAGGCGUUCUAUAUCAAAACUUGCAUUAUCCAUUGAGAAAGUAAAGAAAAACUGUCUAUGUUUGUAUUAUUAAUAAUUUGUUACUGAUUUUUCUUAUAUACCUUAAUAUGAAAAGCAUGAAUAAUCUCCAAUAGUCAAUUUAUGGCACACCUAUAUAUACUAUAAAUCUAGAAAGACUUUUACAUUGGUCAUAAAUUACUAAAAAGGUUACUGAAACAAUGUGAAUAACAAGACAAUAAUCACGUGAUACCAAAUCAUGUAUUUUCAUUGGGUAACCAUUUAUAAUAUACAGAAUAUGGUGUUUUGUUCUCCAUGGGUAUUUAGACCACCAAAUUGUAUAUUAUAAGGCGAAUUUUGAUAUGGGAUGCCUCAUUUAUAUUAAGCAAGUUAUCGUCUUUAGGUUACCUGAAGAUGAUAACAGGGUUCUCGAAACAUACAUCAGACAAUGAUUAUAGUGGUAUUGAACUUUGUUCAGUAUGAUACACCAGAAAUUUCUAAUACUUGGAAAUCGUAGGUAGUUAUAAUUACACUGUUGAUUUAAUUUGUAAAAUUUUUUAACCAUAUAUUCUGUAAAAAAAUAAAACAGGAUAUUUGACAGAUUUCUACUACAAAAAUUUUUUUAUUAAAUUCUCACAUGCAUUUAGUAACAUCUUGUGAAUUUGUGAAAACUGUGAUUCGUUAUACAUGGAACUAUUAUUGUUAUUAAUUUGCCUAUUCUUGCCUUAAUAUAACUGUAUAUUGAAAAAAGUUGAGCUCAUAUUAUUAUAUACAUUGGUUGAUGUAAGGUUACUUGACAUUUGAUGUAAUUCUGUAUUAAACUGUCAAUCAAUUAAAAUUCAAAAUCCGAGUUGUUAGUUUCGAAGUGAAAAUUUUCCUUUUUAGCAUAACCUCAUUUGUUCUUAACCAAAUUAUACGAUAAUUAUUCUUUAAAACUGUAAAUAAGUAAAAUUUUUUCAUUGAUAAUGAAAAAUGUUAGUAAAUUAGGAGUUUUGUACAUAUAUAGCGUUAGGAAUUUUUCCCCGAAAGGCAGAACUGCGUGAAGAAGUUGUGUCGUGCCUUGUACAUGACUGAAAUGUUGAAACGAAAAAGGCAUCGUGGUUUUGUUAUGUUUAUAAAAAAACAAACUUGCCAGAAUUAAUUUUAGCUGCUUAACGUUUUAAAUGGAAGAUAUCUCUUUCUGAUAUUGUAGCAUCUGCUGCAUUGAUUUUUUAAACCUUUAAAUAAGUUAAAAUGAAAAUUUUAUAAUUAGCAAGCAUUAUAUGUAACAUGCAACUUGUAGGUUUAUAAUUUAUUCCAUAUUCCUUGGCAAAAUUAGGAAGGUCUAUAUUUACAAGUCGAAUACAGAUGCAUAUUGUUUUUUAUAUUAAUAUUGCCCUUUUGCAAUAAAAGUUAUUAAAAUUAAAAGCCAUUAGGUAUCGAAAAUGCAUUUAUGUAUUCUUUUCAGUGUUAUUGUAAAUUUUAUGUGUAUGUGCUAUUGUUUUGUAUAAUAUAAAUUUUUUUAAUAUCUUUGUUUCGUUCAACUUAACUUGGUUUUUCUUUAAACUAAAUAUACAGCUUCUGCUAUUCAUAUACACACAACUUUUUUGUAACCUCAAAAUUAUAUAGAAAUUAACAAAUUAGGUGAACAUUUUAUUGUUUAUAAGAAACUCUAAAACUUGAAUCAAAAUUAUGUAUGACCUUGCAACGCUGCUGUUAUCCAAUUACUUAUUUUUCCUGAUGUAAAGAUGUUUUGUUUGCGUAAUUUGAGAUCAUUUAGACUGAAAUUUAAAAAUUUCUUAACAAAUGUGGACAAUUUAAAGGCAACAACGCGAUACUGGAAAAACUAAAUUAAUAAUUGUUUAAAUAAAAUGUUCAGAUUUUUUAGUUGACUUUGUGUUCAAAGAACGAGAUGUAUGUGGAUAGCAACACUGUAAAUAUGAUUUGAGGUUAAUAUUGUUGAGAAUUUGUGGUAGGAUGGUGAACCAUACACUGCCUUUAUAAAUGUUUGACUUCAACUCACACUCCCUUCACUAAUUUUUCAGUUAUUCAGAGUCUUACCUUAAUUAUUCAAUUUUUAUUUGUUCCGGUGGAGUAUGAUUCGGAAUUUACAAAUAUUUUUGCUUAUAAUCAGUUGGGAAAAUUAUUUUUACGUCACAGUUGAUGCUAUUUUAGGUACAAUUACAUAUAAUUGUUAAUUUCAGCAGGAAACUCAACUUCACGUUAAAUAAAUGCAUUAUUUUAUUAAAAAGUCUAUUUGACAAGUAUUGUGCAUGAAAUUUAUUAGCGAUAUAUUUUUUUAUUUUUUAAAAUUAUAUUUUUACAAAAAAUCUCAGUGCUAUGAUUAGUAAUUAAAAUUUAUUUAUUGACAACAUAACAUUUAUUGUUCAAUUUGUUAACUACAAAUUAUUUAAUAUUUUCUACCACCAGUUUUACUAAAUAAAUUGUUGUUUAAUUUCUUUUAAUCAGUAAAUUCAGUUCUUAAAUAAAAUAAAUAUGCUCAAAACAAAUAUAUAACACGUGCCAAUUUGUCUUUGCUACCAUAUUAACGUUCAUUAGAACUUGAUGUGUGUUGUCAAUUUUUUAUGAUUUUUCUGGAAUAAAUAUUUUGCUGGACCUUAGUAAGUUUAAUCGUCCAUUUUGUCGCAAUAAUUUAUUUUUGAUUGGUUUUGGUGCAAUAUAACAAAAUUUGUGAUUUUUUUUUCUAAUUGUCAACCUGUGAUAAAAUGAUGAUAAAAACAACAAAUAUUAGUGCUGCUUACACUUCAAAUUAUACAUCUCUUAGUGUACCUUUCAGCAAGGCUCAGAAGCUCUAAAUAAUUAUGAUUUUAAUUUACCGAUUCAAUCUUGAUGUUAAAAAGUUGAACAUUUCUUUGUUUAACAGACAACAUAAUUCAAUGUCUUUUGUGUGAUAUCAAAUAUACUGUGUAAACAAUGGAACUGUUUUCAACUAGUGUCGAGAACCAUGUCGAGUGUUGUUGCUCAUAACAUCUUUAGUAUUUAGAUUUUGAAAAGUUAUACUAUUCAACACUUUUUUUUUUAAAUAAAAACAUUGAAUUUUAUACAUACUACUAACUCGAUAUUGGUUUUCACGUUGGGUAUUAUUGCCUCGUUUAGGUUCAUAUUGAUCACUUCAAAUUUCUAUGUAGUAAUUAGAUUUUAAUCUGUAUUUGAAUGUAUAAUCAGUUCAUGUUCCUUUUUAUUUUAAUAAAUAUAUCAUACACUCAAUCAUGUCGUUCAUUUACCU
This is a messenger RNA of Diorhabda sublineata, 7880 nucleotides long. RefSeq names its product cytokine receptor-like. The transcript has 13 exons. Gene Ontology annotation, molecular function: protein binding. Bases 288 to 3884 code for a protein of 1198 amino acids. Lineage: Eukaryota; Metazoa; Arthropoda; Insecta; Coleoptera; Chrysomelidae. The record is from RefSeq and is a predicted model, not a curated record.